Halichondria panicea is the source of this 4307-nucleotide messenger RNA. RefSeq lists its product as uncharacterized. Gene Ontology annotation, molecular function: G protein-coupled peptide receptor activity; protein-hormone receptor activity. The transcript is spliced from 8 exons. NCBI's taxonomy places the organism in Eukaryota, Metazoa, Porifera, Demospongiae, Suberitida, Halichondriidae. Gene Ontology annotation, biological process: activation of adenylate cyclase activity; hormone-mediated signaling pathway; adenylate cyclase-activating G protein-coupled receptor signaling pathway. The record is from RefSeq and is a predicted model, not a curated record. Gene Ontology annotation, cellular component: plasma membrane. The coding region runs from base 421 to 4116 and encodes 1231 amino acids.
UAGAGCAAAGGCUAAAGAUGAUGAUUAUUAUAAAGCGAGGCAUUGAAACACAUCAGGAUCUCAAGUUACUAGAUACUAAGCAUCCUCUACUUAUAAUAAAAGGUUGCAAGUCUCGUCCUGCAGAUCAGUUAUGCUAAACCUAGCUCAGUUUUAGAUCAUUGGUAGAAGUGUCUACUCAAGUCGAUUACAAGCAAAAUCUGCCUAUUGAAAGUACAGCGAAAUUGGGGGUGUGUACGUGUAUGACUGACUGUACAUCCAUUGUACCUGCAACUCGCAAACCACCAGAAGCCAAAAGAAACAUUUACUUGAGCUAUAUACAUACACCACCCACUACUGUAAACUGUUGAUCAUAGCUGUGUAGAGUCUACAAGCAGUGCAACACUCAUACUGUGAUAGUGCCCUUGAUUCUUUAGAGGGGCCAUGGCAUCUUUACAAUCUCUUGCUGUUCUCGUCUUGUACACAGCUCUACUUAUGCCUGGAUUACUCGAAUCUCCGUUCUAUUCAUUUGGACGCUCAACGGUAGUAUCAGCCGUAGACAACGAUGAUAGUGACUGUGUGAUUCUCGAUGCAUUUAGAAAUUCGGAUUACAACAAAUUUUGUGGAUGCUUUCGAGGGGACCUAGGAAAGACUUGUGUUCAAGGGAGUACAGGGGGCAUUCCAUUAACUACACUUCAAUGCAAAACAAAUUUGGAGACACUGGAACAGGUUCAAAAUUUCACAGAGUUCGUCACCUGUCUAAUUGUAGAAAACUCACCAGCCAUUGGAAGACUGAGUAGAACAAUGAUGGAAGCUUUUCCCAGUCUCACAGGACUGAAUAUCGAAGGGUCGCUACAGAGUAUUGACAGCGAUGCGUUUCUAUCCAAUCCAGGUCUCCAAUAUGUGUCCUUGAAUAAAAACAGUCUACGUACUUUUCCCUCCCUGGAAAAUCUCAUUGAUCUUCGUUCUAUAUCAAUUAACGAGAAUCAGAUAGCAGAAAUUCCUGAGGAUGCUUUUCGAGACACGAAUAUGAUUCAAACAGUAUCGUUUGAGAACAAUCUGAUAACGUCACUAACGGGGAGUGUCCUUGCCAACAAGUGCAAUCUAAUUACAGUUGAUUUCAGUCAUAAUGGUAUUACACUCGUGGAAGACACUGUGUUUGAAGGAACACCUAUCAAAAACAUGGAUUUUGCGUAUACUGAGAUCACGAGUAUUCCAGUCACAACAAGUAUUCGAGCACAUCUUCAAGAUCUGGAUGUGAGAGGAAGUAGACAACUCAAAGACAUCGAUUUUUUUGUGGAUGAACCAGAAUUUCAGAACCAAACAUUUCCAUUCCUCAAAAAAGUUGAAUUACCGUACCAUGCUCAGUGUUGUCAUUUAAUGCGAGGAGAGCACAAACAAUUUGUCUUUGGAUUCAAUCGUGCGAAACGUGCAGCUGGUUCAUUGCUCCAAAGAAUUGGCUCACAUUUGUUGAAAAAGUUUGCAGGCAGUCAGUCUGUAACGAAACGGAUAAUUCGACGUUCAACUGGCGCUCCAAUGUACACAUGCCUGAAUGUGACAAGUCAGCAGUGUAUCGAUGAUAUCAGUGCUGUUAAUGUCUCAGACUCUGAAAAGGUGUCUGUUAUCAGUCAAGAAGAAUUUUGUAAUAUCUCCCAGCUCCCUUGUCUAACGUGUGUGCAGAAUGUCUGCGAAAUUAACUGUACAAACACAAACGCAACUUUAGACUCAUCAGGAAUGAACACAACUGUCCUUUGCAUUUCUAGUCCAUCCUCAAUCGUUGUAGACAUAUCUCCAACCCAAAGCAGCUCAUAUUCAACUCAAAUGGCACCUGUGUCUACCUUACACGUCACUUCUGACACCUUACACGUCACUUCUACGUCAUCAUCUCAAUAUGGCAUCUCACCGUCUCCUGCGAGCACACCCAGCUGUCUUAGUAGACCCUCGAUAAGUACCACUAUUGUGACCUGUACUCCGUCCCCCACACCUUCAGCCACCCCGGAUCCACCGCUUCCUUGCGAUAGCAACUACUGUACCGAAAGUCCUGAUGUACAUGUAAACGUUAGAGAUUUGUGUACUGAAUGCAAAAACACUCGAUGCAACCUAUCUCAUGUUGCUGAUUCAUUCUGCAAUGCCUUUAAUAGAAGUAUCUGUGAUUGUAAUACUAGGGAAAAAAGAGAUGCAGUUGCUCUAACUAGAAUAAAAAGGGACACUGAAACUGAUGAUAAUUGCCCCGAGGUUUCGGUUAUUUGUUCCAAUUGCACUGCAAUUGAAAAUCUACCAAGCGACUGGUUUAAACUUUCCAACAAUUCCCAGCUUGUUUGUAUGCUUCAGAUCUCUAAUGAUACCAUGUCCACUACUACAGAAGCUACUACGACAAAUUCAGUGGAUCCCACCACCCAAUUUCGUUGCAACAUUCGGGAUAUUAGUAUCCUAUCACCAUUUGCGAAUACUACAUGCUCACCCUCACCUGAUGCUUUUAAUCCGUGCGUAGAUCUUCUGAAUGAAGACAAUAGUCUCCGAAUUGCCAUAUGGUUUGUAAUUAUCAUUGCUCUGCUUGGAAACCUCCUGGUCAUUUUUGUUUUCAUUUUCUACACUUUAAUCAUCCGCCGUGCUAAAAUGGACUUUUUUGUUAUGCAUUUCUUCUAUUUUAAUCUUGCUCUUGCAGACUUCCUGAUGUGCAUCUACUUGAUGGCUAUUGCGAUUGAGGACUUGCUCACUCUCGGAGAGUUCAGUGCUCACGAUAUCAAAUGGAGGACAGAGGGUGGUUGUCAAUUUGCCGGUUUUGUUGCCAUUCUUUCAACUGUUGUAUCUGUCUAUGUGCUCACUGUCAUCACAUUGGAGAGAGGUUACACAAUCAUCAACGCUAUGCAUAAAAGAAAAAUCUCAAAGGGAGUUGCUGCCAUUUUGAUGGUAAUUGGAUGGGCUUUGGGAUUCUUAAUAGCCAUUUUGCCUGUGACGGGUGAAGUAAGUGACUACGGAUCCGUCUCAAUAUGUUUACCGUUUAGAGCGACGUCUCCUCUUGAUCAAUCGUACGUUGUGUUUCUCUUGGCUGCUACGGGUCUGGCAUUUAUAGUCAUUGCAUUGACUUACAUUUUCAUCUUCAGCCACAUUUUCUGUAAGAGAUCCUCUUUGUCACGCAGUUCCACUAGCAGGCGAAAGACGGAAAUCAAAGUGGCUAUUCGAAUGUUUGUACUGGUUUUCACAAAUUUUGUUUGCUGGUUUCCGAUCGCUCUGGUCGGUUUGGCAUCUGUGUUUGGAGAUGGUAUCGUUGACGAUAUAAAUUUUGCAAAAUGGGCCAUCGUUUUUAUCUUUCCGAUAAAUUCUUGUCUCAAUCCAAUUUUGUAUAGUCUCUCCACUAAAGCCUUCCGAGAGAAUUUGAUUCUUGUGCUCAGCAAAAUGAAAAUGUUUGAAGGCACUGCUCAUGAUAUUGCUCGAUCGAGAGCAGGUAUCACGCCCUCGACUACUAGUGACGGCAGAAGUGUACCAGGACUUAGAUCAACAUUCAUCGCGCGAAUGCGACUAUCAAUAUCAUCUCAAGGUGGUUUAAUGCCGAGUGGCCGUCGUGAUAGUAACUUGAGUCAGAUAUCAGAUCCGGAACCUUUUAGAAUUUCUCUGCUUGGCAGGAGACGGCGGAGUAGUGUCAUGAGCGAUAGUUCCAACGAUGACUCGCUGAAUGGGCGAAAUAACAUCCGCAGAGGAAGCUCUGGAACAUCACUUGAUGACACAAUUGUAAACCCAAAUUUCCGAUCUAGUUCACCAGUUAACUUGACUCCAAGCGAAAACGCUAAUUUAAGAGUUCUUCGUGCUGGCAACAAAAUAAGUGUGUCGAGUCUGGACACCCUCCCCGAGGAAAACGAACUCGUAAUGCCGACAACGUUACACGAGUCUAACAUUAUCAAACUGAAUCCUGCCUACAUUGAAGAAGAUGAUACUGAUAGUGGAACAAUGCCUGAUCAGAUCCGACUUGAGAUCACUCAGGAUGACUCUCAGCAAUGUCCGCAGCACCAAAUACGGGCCGACAUACCCCAUUCCGAAAACGACAGUGGACACAGUGGAAAUUACUCCAAUUCACCGAGUGUAGAAGAAUUUGAUGCCGAACACCAUAAGGAAAUUGUUCACAAAGAAAUAGACUUUGAUUAAAUCCCCAUCUAUGUUUUUAUAUGUCCUCCCCUCCCUUGAUUUUAAUUACAAUACUAAUUUUUGGCUCAAUUAAUUUAUACUUUUCAUUCAUUCUCUCAAUUUUAAAAUCAACAAUACAUGCAUGUAUAAUUAUAAUUCCUUGCACUGUACACCCUCUCAAUCUCAGACAAUGAAUGACGAUUUGAUUAAAA